This is a messenger RNA of Penicillium arizonense, 1818 nucleotides long. Its product is annotated as MFS transporter. Gene Ontology annotation, molecular function: transmembrane transporter activity. The coding region runs from base 1 to 1818 and encodes 605 amino acids. The record is from RefSeq and is a predicted model, not a curated record. The transcript has 2 exons. Lineage: Eukaryota; Fungi; Ascomycota; Eurotiomycetes; Eurotiales; Aspergillaceae. Gene Ontology annotation, biological process: transmembrane transport.
AUGGCAGCCGACACAGAACCCCAGAUCGAAAAGAUCGAGACCGCCGCACCAACUAAGAUCCCAUACUGGCGCUUGGUCUUUGACCAAGGUGUCGUCACACAAGAGGUCAUCGACCACCCAUACCCCGGCGCAGGAACAGACGACGACCCAUUCGCCGUAACAUGGAUCCCCAAUGAUCCUCGCAAUCCCAUGAACUUCAGCGAGGCCAAGAAGUGGUCGUUUACUAUGCUCGUAGCUAUUGCUACACUGGCUGUUGCUUUGGUUUCGUCCGCCUAUACUGGCGGUAUUCAGGAGAUCAUGAUCGAUUUCGGUAUAGGGAAAGAGCUGGCUACUCUUGGUGUUUCGCUUUUCGUUUUGGGUUUUGCGAUUGGUCCUUUGCUCUGGGCUCCGCUUAGUGAGCUGUACGGUCGCCAGAUUCUUUUCGUUACCACCUAUGCUGCUCUUACGGCUUUCAACGCUGGUGCUGCUGGUGCUCAGAAUAGCUGGACUCUUAUUAUCCUGAGAUUCUUUGCUGGUUCAUUUGGUUCCUCGCCUUUGACCAAUGCCGGUGGUGUCAUUGCCGACAUGUUCCCCGCUAGGCAGCGUGGUGUCGCCAUGUCCCUCUUCGCAGCUGCUCCCUUCUUGGGCCCAGUUUUGGGCCCGAUUAUUGGAGGGUUCCUCGGUAUGAACGCUGGAUUCAGAUGGGUCCUUGGUUUCUUGGCUGCAUUCUCUGGAGCAGUAUGGAUUAUGGGUUCUCUGUUGAUCCCCGAGACCUAUGCGCCUGUUCUUUUGCGCCGCCGUGCUGAGAGACUCUCAAAGCUGUCUGGAAAGAUCUAUCGCAGCAAGAUCGACAUUGAUCAGGGCAAGGUCUCCCUUAAGAACUCCUUUAAGAUCUCGCUUUCUCGCCCUUGGAUCUUGCUAUUCCGCGAACCUAUCGUCUUCCUCCUAUCACUAUAUAUGGCUAUCGUCUACGGUACCCUAUACAUGAUGUUCGCAGCCUUCCCUAUCGUCUAUCAACAGUCGCGGGGCUGGAACCAAGGCGUUAGCGGUCUCGCCUUCCUUGGAAUUAUGGUCGGCAUGUUAAUCGCAGUGGUCUACACCCUCUGGGAUAACAAGCGCUAUAUCAAAACCUCCGACAAACAUAACGGAUUCGCACCCCCCGAAGCCCGCCUCCCCCCAUGUUUAAUCGCCGCUAUCGCUAUCCCGGUUGGUCUCUUCUGGUUCGCCUGGACAAACUACACCUCAAUCCACUUUAUGGCUAGUAUCGCCGCCGGCGUCCCCUUCGGCUUCGGCAUGGUUCUCGUCUUCCUAGGAAUCAUGAACUACCUUAUCGACGCCUACACUAUCUUCGCCGCCUCCGUCCUAGCCGCAAACUCCGUCCUACGCUCCCUCUUCGGUGCCGUUUUCCCCCUCUUCACCACCUAUAUGUAUCAGAAUCUCGGCAUCCACUGGGCAUCCUCCGUGCCAGCUUUCCUCGCUCUCGCCUGCGUGCCUUUCCCCUUCCUCUUCUACAAGUACGGCCCUGCAAUCCGGACUCGCUGCAAGUUCGCCGCCCAGUCCGAGGCCUUCAUGCGCAAGGUCCAGGAACAAGCCGAUACUACUCCUGCUGAGGAGGAGAAGGUUGAAUAUGACCGCACUGAGGCACCUGUCCCUGAUAGCUCUGUGUCCAGUGAGUCGGAGGAUGGUGUUGGUCAGCUUCCUUCUGCGCAGCGCAUACGCAGUCAUGCUCACUCGGUUGCUUCAACUCGCACUGCUGGCUCGUUGCAUCGCUCGGUUACUUACGAGGGUAAUCCCUACGAUAUUGACCGUGUCAAUACUCGUGAGUCUUUCAAGAACUAG